GGCGGUGCUUGACUGCCUGCCUUAAGGCAGCUGUCCCUGCCAGCCACGCCAGAGCCGGUGAAGGCGCAACGAGCUGUGACUUUGCAUCAGCAGUAGCGCCGGCGAUCUUCCCCUAGCCGCUGCCUGCCUGCCGUCUGUGAAUCCCGAGGGAGUUGUUUGCCGCUGUGCCCCUUGAGAGCCCGAUGGAAAAGGCAGAGGAGAGGCGCCCUGGCUUCUUGCCGCCCUUCAAGCACUUCGCGACGCAGGCCAUCCACGUGGGGCAGGAACCCGAACAAUGGAAGUCCAUGGCCGUGGUGCCCCCCAUUUCCCUCUCAACCACGUUCAAGCAGCAGGCGCCGGGAGAGCACUGUCUUGUCUGGAUCGAAACUCCCACAAAUCCAGUGAUGAAAGUGAUUGAUAUUCAAGGGUGUGCAGAUAUUGUCCAUAAGCAUAAAGGCAUUCUCUUAGCAGUUGACAAUACUUUUAUGUCCGCAUAUUUCCAGCGUCCUUUGUCUCUGGGGGCAGACAUCUGUAUGUACUCAGCAACUAAGUACAUGAACGGUCACAGUGAUGUUGUAAUGGGACUGGUAUCAGUAAAUGACAAUGAUCUCUAUGAGAGGCUCAAAUUUUUACAAUACUCCCUUGGAGCAGUUCCAUCCCCUUUUGAUGCCUAUCUUUGCAAUCGGGGCUUAAAGACACUGUCAAUCCGCAUGAAACAACAUUUCCGCAAUGCACAGGUGAUUGCUCGAUACCUUGAGUCAGAUCCCAGGGUGGAAAGGGUCCUUUUCCCUGGAUUGGCCUCACACCCACAAUAUGAGCUGGUGAAGCGUCAGUGCACAGGCUGCCCAGGAAUGAUUUCCUUCUACAUAAAAGGGAACCUUGAACAUGCCACCACCUUUCUCAAAAACUUAAAGCUUUUUGCACUGGCUGUAAGUCUGGGAGAUUGCGAAAGUCUGGCAGAGCAUCCUGCCAUCAUGACUCAUGCGUCCAUUCCAAAGGCAGAAAGAGAAGCCCUUGGAAUCUCUGAUACGUUAAUCCGCAUGUCUAUUGGCUUGGAAGACUCGGAAGAUUUACUGGAAGAUCUAGACCAAGCUCUGAAAGCAGCAUUUCCCGAUAAUAAAGUCCGCAAUUAGGAGACUCCAUUCCUGUGCAUCUGUAGUAUAAGGAAAAUGAACCGAUAAUCUGUGCUACUCACGAAUUUUCCGUGAUUCAAUUUCUUCGAAAUGACCAUUUAUCUUUAAUGUUUUGAAAGCAAGCCAACUUUAAGCGGGACCCUUUGGACAUCAUCCCAUUGACUAAGCCUAUGCCUUCUAUCAGCGUCUUGUUCUUGGAGCUGAAACAAAAAAGGUCACCAUUCUUUCCAGAAGUAAAUCUGAGGUGACUGUGAUUCACACUUGGAACAGGGCAUCUAGUAAUGUCUGAAGAUAUUUAAAAUAGUUCAUCAUAUCUGACUGUGCUAAAAGGAUAUCACUAUGAUAUCCUUUUGUUCAUUCUGCUCCUCCUUGUCAGGUUGUUGAAUUUUAAAAAAAAAUGUUCAGAGCUGCUUCAGAUGCAAAAGGUGAUGUCAAAUAAGUUCCUUCGUUGGUGUUAUUUCUCUCUUUUGUGCAAUCUUGAAAAAUGAAGCAAAAUCAGUUGCAUGGUACUGUAUGCGUUGGCCUGGGAUCAAACUUAUAUAUAAGCAGAAGGAGCUCACAUAUUUUCAUUUUUCCUGUCUUCUCACAGCAGCCUGAAAAUGCUCUGAGUAAGUUGGAAUCAGGUGAAAUCUCUUUCCCUGCUUCCUCCUCCUCUUUCAGGAACUCAGCAAAGUGUACUUUGUGGAAGCUGCUUGGGGAGGGGAAGCAGGAAACAUUAACAAGCAAUCACCUUCCACUGACACAUUUGGAUCCAACUCACUGUGUUUAAAAAUUAAAUCCUGAAUAUACUUUGGGUUUUUAUUUUGAAAUUGCCAGUAUAUAUAUUUAGCUAUGCAAGUUGUAUCUUUUGGUUACAAUACUUGUUUAUAUAUUGGGCAUUUUUUAUAAAUCUUUUUCCAGAAUUUGAGAUGAAUGAACUACAGCCAUAAUAAAUAAUAGAUUUCCUGUUGAUUUCCACUGCUCAUAAAUUAAAGCAAGGGUCCAUUUUACAUGACCAGA
Molecule: messenger RNA, 2111 nt
Organism: Eublepharis macularius
Lineage: Eukaryota; Metazoa; Chordata; Lepidosauria; Squamata; Eublepharidae
Product: cystathionine gamma-lyase-like
Exons: 9
Coding region: 183-1112 (309 amino acids)
Biological process (GO): transsulfuration
Cellular component (GO): cytoplasm
Molecular function (GO): cystathionine gamma-lyase activity; pyridoxal phosphate binding
Source: RefSeq, a predicted model, not a curated record